Pseudonaja textilis is the source of this 2501-nucleotide messenger RNA. It is a transcript of the gene DZIP1, whose product is annotated as DAZ interacting zinc finger protein 1. Gene Ontology annotation, biological process: cilium assembly. Lineage: Eukaryota; Metazoa; Chordata; Lepidosauria; Squamata; Elapidae. The record is from RefSeq and is a predicted model, not a curated record. Gene Ontology annotation, cellular component: cytoplasm; ciliary basal body.
UCCAGGCGGACCCGCCGGCUGGGAUGGCGGCGGCGGCCUCUCCGCCUCCCGGGGCGGCUCUACCUCCUUUUCAAUUCCGUGCGCGACACGAAGGUCCGGAUUGGCGUCGCCUGAGCGCCGUGGAAGUGGACCGGGUGGCGGCCGAAGUGAACGUGGCGGUGCUGCAGGAGCACCUGGAGCACGUCACCUUCUGCAACGCCGGCCGCGAGCGCUGCCCUCACUGCCAGGGCCCCGCCGACCCGCUGCUGCUCAAGCUCCUGCGCCUGGCCCAGCUCUGCCUCGAGUACCUGCUCCACUCCCAGGAUUACCUCAGCGCCCAGCUCCGCGCCGGCCAGGAGCUGCUCCGAGCCGCCGAUGCUCACCGCGAUCUGCUGGCCAAGGACGUGGCCCGCGGGGCCCAGCAGAUCCGGCUGCUCAAGGAGGAGUGCAAGCGCCGCAAGAAGAUCAUCGCCACCCAGCAGAUGAUGCUCCAGGCCGGGGCCACCUAUCACCAGUGUCAGUUUUGUGACAAAGCCUUUAUGAACGCUUCCUUCCUGCACAGUCAUUUGCAGCGUCGCCAUUCAGAAGAACCAGUCACUGCAGAUCAGAAGAAAAAAUCACAGACUUAUAAACUGCAGGAGGAGAUCAACCAACUGAAGGAGCAAUUACAACUUACCAGGUCUCAAUUAGAAGCUGAGCAACAUGACCAUAUAGUCAAACUGUCUAAGGAAUAUGAGGAACGCCGAUCCAAAGAGGAGGAGAUUCGGCACUUAUUUCACAAAUGGAAAGAGGAAGAAAAGGAAAAAUUGGCCCGUGAACUUGAGAAGGUGAAAGACAUGUUUAUGAAGGAAUUUAAAGAAUUAACUGCAAAAAAUUCCGAAUUAGAAAAUCAUUUGCUAGAGAUACAAAAGUCCAACCAACAUCUGAAAUCCAAUUUAGGCACUUUAAAAGAUACCGUUGAAUUAACAGAUGAGAAACAUCGGAAUGCUAUGGAUCAUCAGAAUAUAAUGCAGCUUCUUGAAAAACAGGAAGCCAAGUGGUCUUCUAAGGUACAAACUCUUCAAGAAGAACAUGAAAAUGAAAAGUACCAGAUAGAAAAACUGGCUUCCAAAAAACCAAUAGAAAACUCGAAGUUUUCUGAAGUGAAAACUUCAGAACAAAAUGUUCAACCCAAAUCAAGCACGUCAUCCAUGCAUGAUUUUGGAAUUGAAGCAGAAAAUCAACCUGUGCUCCCAGCUGUAAGACUAUUAUCAAAAGAGCAUCCAGAAUCUGCUGUCCAAGAACAGGCCCUUUUGGUACCCAUGCUGGAGCCCAUAGAGGAGCUUCCAGAGAAUGAAAAAGAAAUAGAAAUGCAAGUGCCCCGAACAGGAAAGAAUAAAUCUUACAUGAUAAAUAUCUUGAAGAGCGAUCCGUCUUUAACGAAAGAGCUGAGAACUGUUUUGGAGCACACCCUAGCAGAAAAGUUGGAAUCCUUGGGAAUUAAAUCCGGAGUUCGUGGCAUCCCAAGUGAUCAUCUGAACAGAGUCUUAGUAUCUGUUGAGACUGCUAGAGAAGAGAGAAAGAAACAACUGCCUGACAUUCAACACAUUCGAGAGCAUCUUGAAAGACAAGUCAGUUUCAGAGUUGCUGAAAGAUCAUCUUGCAGCAGAUUUCUUUCCAACCCUCACCUUUCUUCAGAAGCGAAACACAGGACAACUCGCUUAGGAACUUCAUUACCUAUCGUUUUCGCCAAGCCAGUAAAACGUUCUUCCAUUGCCAAACAUUCACUCGUGCAAAGAGCAUUGCCUGCUGAAAACACUUCAACCCCAAAAACCAAGAAGAAUAUGUUGAAGGAGGACAUUCCUAGGAAGCCACUUACUACUGUAACUCCCCCAUUUAGCUCAGAAGAGGAAGUGGAGGAAAGUGACAUCAAGCACUCCUACAUCUCACCCGAAUUAUCUCUGCAUAAGGCAUCCAAGGGCCACAGCAAAGACAGUUUGCCAAGAUUUGCAUAUGGGAGUGAUGUAAACAUCCCUGGAGACGAAGCAGAUCUUAAGCCAUCCAGAAGCUCUUUACUUCAAAAUGAGAUGGAUGAAAUGGAGAAGUUUCUUUUGAGCCAAAGAAAGGAAAACAAAGAAAUCAGAGGAAUGAAUGGUGGUUCAUCAUCUAUUCAUACAUGUGCCCAAGGAGUAAAGUUUAAUGGUAUUGAAGAUGAGGAUGACUGGGAUUUAUCAUCUCUGGAAGAUGAAAAACCUUUGAAAGAUGAGAAAAAUAAGAAUGUACGUGCUGUUGAAAAGAAUGAUCCAUGUGCUGUGUCAAUGACCCAUGAAUGGGGAAAACCAAUAAAGGAUGAAGGACGUCAGGAUGCAGAUAUCUCAAGCUCACCGAAAAGCAGCCUGGUCACUGUUACAGAUUGGAGUGACUCUUCAGAUAUUUGACUGUGCAAGGAGGUUUAAUCUGAUUUCUGUCCUUUUUUCUUAUGGUGCACGAACAAGGAACUUUUCUUUACAAAACUGUGUCCAAAGUUUUUCCUUUUAUUAAAU